ACGCGACGUGUCUGCUACAGGCUGCAGCCUCGUCUCUCAUCGGACGAUGGGCUGAACAGGGAGCAAAUGGAACCUGUCAGAUUUGAUUUCUGUCUGAUUUGAAUCGCUCAGAGUUUAUUUCUGUCUGUUUUAAAACUACACCUCCGCUCAGACAUGGAGAAAGUGGUCAUAGUAACCGGAGCGAACAGUGGCAUCGGCCUGGCUCUGUGUGAGAGGCUGCUCUCCGAGGACGCCCAGCUUCGCCUGUGUCUGGCCUGCAGGAACGUGCAGCGGGCCGAGGCCGCUCGGGCCGCCCUCCUUACCUCUCACAGCAGCGCAUCUGUCGACUUGGUGCACCUGGAUGUGGGCUCUGUGCAGUCAGUGCUCCGUGCUGCUCAGGAGGUGAAAUCCAGGUACAAUAGAAUUGAUUUCCUGUAUCUCAACGCAGGAAUUAUGCCCAAUCCAAUGGUGGACAUCAAAGCUUUGCUCAAAGGUCUCUUUUCCAGGAACGUUAUCAACAUGUUCGCCACAGCAGAAGGUCUCUUAACUCAGCAGGACAGUCCCAACUCAGAUGGUCUACAGGAAGUUUUUGCUACUAACCUGUUUGGUCAUUUCCUCCUGAUCAGGGAGUUGGAGCCUCUGCUGUGUCAGCCAGGUCACACGUCCAGGCUGAUAUGGACUUCAUCAAGUAAUGCUCGUCGCUCAGCCUUCAGCAUCGACGACAUUCAGCACACAGCUGGGAAGGAGCCUUACAGCUCCUCUAAAUACGCUUCAGAUAUGCUCAGCCUGGCACUAAACAAACAUAAGAACCACCAGGGGCUGUUCUCCUCUGUGAUCUGCCCAGGUCUCGUGAUGACUAAUCUGACUUAUGGGAUCCUCCCCCCUUUCUUCUGGACUCUUAUCAUGCCCAUCAUGUGGCUGAUCCGGAUUUUCACCAACACGUUUACGAUUACGCCUUACAACGGAGCAGAGGCGCUUCAUUGGUUGUUUCUUCAAAAGCCAGAGUGUCUGGAUCAAAGAGCGAAAUAUCACAGUUUAACAUCAGGGUUUGGGACUAACUACACAGAGCCACGUCAGAUGGACAUCGAUGAUGAAAUGUCCGAGGCCUUCUAUUCAAAACUUCUCGAACUUGAGAAAACUGUCAGAAGCAAAGAGAGUGAGAGAAAUGUGUGUAGCUAAGUCACUACAUCAAAAAAUAAAAUCGCUUAUUUGGAUGCCAAAAGUUACCUUUUUUUAAGAGAUUUUAUUUGUUUUUUGUGUAAUUUUAAACUU
Molecule: messenger RNA, 1251 nt
Organism: Nematolebias whitei (Rio pearlfish)
Lineage: Eukaryota; Metazoa; Chordata; Actinopteri; Cyprinodontiformes; Rivulidae
Product: 3-keto-steroid reductase/17-beta-hydroxysteroid dehydrogenase 7
Exons: 9
Coding region: 154-1158 (334 amino acids)
Biological process (GO): cholesterol biosynthetic process
Cellular component (GO): endoplasmic reticulum membrane
Molecular function (GO): 5-alpha-androstane-3-beta,17-beta-diol dehydrogenase (NADP+) activity; 3-beta-hydroxysteroid 3-dehydrogenase (NADP+) activity; estradiol 17-beta-dehydrogenase [NAD(P)+] activity
Source: RefSeq, a predicted model, not a curated record